Molecule: messenger RNA, 2241 nt
Organism: Cuscuta europaea
Lineage: Eukaryota; Viridiplantae; Streptophyta; Magnoliopsida; Solanales; Convolvulaceae
Source: the annotation of a GenBank genome assembly
CUUCGAGCAAGAGGCGAGGGAUGAAGAGCUUGCCCUCGCCGUACAAGUUGCAGAGGAGGAGGAAGAGAAGGAGAGGCUGAGGGUGACCGUGGUUGUUCUUCCCCCUCGGGGUGCUGGUGAGGCUGGGAGCUCUCGGCCCCUCAACCCGACGCCGAUAAGAGUGGCCCCCAGGAAAAAACAGGAGAAGAAGAAAACCGCUCCCAAAAAGAAAUGCAUUGUUGCUGAUCAGGGGAAACCCAUAGAUAUGCCCGAGGGGUACUCCUGGCUGAAUAUUGUCGCCCUCGAGAUAGGGUCGAAGGCUGACAGGAGAGAUAUGUACGUGACUCAGCUGCACGUGGGUCCUUCGACUGUGGUGGUGGCGCCGGGACCUGAUGACGUGCUUUCCCGGGCUCCCGAGGGCUGCAUCGCCGUACACAUUCUGUCGGUGUCAAUGGGGCUCCGGUUCCCCCUGCAUCCAUUCCUUCGGGAGUAUCUCCGGUAUGUGGGCUUGGUCCCCUGCCAGUUGACGCCUAACAGCCACUCCUACGUGGCGGGCUUCCUGAACCUCUGCCGGGCCCGAGGGGUGACCCCCAGCCUGGACUUAUUUUUCCAGAGCUUCAACCUCUGUCGAGGGGGCCACGCGAACGCCGAGGGCUUCGCCAAUCUGUAACAGGUGGCUCGGUGGAAAUUAUUCACAGAAGCGCCCUCGUCCAACAAAGGCUGGAAGGAGCGGUGGUGCUACGUUAGAAUUGCCGAGAGCCCCUUUCCGAUGGAACUUCGGGAUCGCUUCCGUCGGCAUCCGAAGGUCGGAAGUGCUGCUCUUGAGAAGGAUGGCUUGAUAAUAGCCAAGAUCCCGGAGGGUCGCACGAAGCAAGUGUCCAUUAAGGACUUCACUGCUGAUAAGGAGCUUUUCGCCCUCGGCUUCCGCAGAUAUCGCUUCCUCAAUGAAACAGACGAGAAAUAUCCUGUGCUGACAGGAGGUAGUAUUUGAGGGCUUCCUUUUUUUGUACUUAGGAUUCCCCCCCCCCCCCCCUUUCUCUUUCCCUUCGGUCUAACCCCUUUGUUUUUGUUGGCAGGUGUUAAUAUGGACGCCGGUAAACUCUUCGCUUUGAAGAAAAAGAAGGGCAAGACCCAAGCCCAGAAGAAGGACCCCUCGGUCCAACCGCCUGUGGGAGCCUUCUUCCAAAAAGAGACUCCGGAGCCCUCUGCUGCGGAGGGAGUUGCUGGGGUGGCAGAGGGGGUCACCAAAAAGAAAAAGGGGAGCAAGGCGGUUGAGCCCCCGGCUAAGAAGCAGAGGGGUACAGGGGGAACCGUCGGCCAGGAUGCCCCCUUGGUGAUCAUCGAGGAUCGCCCUUCUCCGGAUCCCCCAGUUGAUGCUGCGGCGACAGCCCAAGCCAAUCUUCCCUUGAGAAGCCCCCCUCGGGAGAUCCUGCAGCUUUCCUUGGCCCCGGGGGCUUCCGUCCUACAUGGCUCAGCGGAGCCGAAAGCUUUCUUGAGGGGGAUGACCUCGUUAAUGGACAAGGCUGCCCUCUCAACCUAUGAUGAUGAGGCCCUCGAGAACAGGAUCCUUCAGUCUUCAUUAACUGCUUGCAUAGCCCUCAGGGAGCACGCACAGAGGCUUGAGCAAUGGCGCCUCCGGACGGCGGAGCAGGAUCGGGAGAUGAAGGAGCUCAUCCUGAAGAACUCCGAUGCUGUAAAGCAGAUGGCCAUGCUGGAGGAAGAUCUCCGGAAAGCUGCCGAGGGAGCUGAGCUGAAGGCCAAAGCUGCAGCGGAGGAAGCCAGGCUUGAGGCCGAGAGGGCAGCUAAGAAAGCCGCCGAGGAGGCGGAGCUUGCUAAGGCCGAGGCCGUCGCCAAAGCCCGAGAAGAAGCUGUUGCCGCAUUCAUGGCCGAGGGCUGGAAAGCCAAAGAUAGGCAGCAGUGGGUGGCCUCGGUCGUGGAGUCAUCGGUAGAUGACUGGGGUGAAGGGCCCCGAGGGAGACUGGAUGGCGGAGAGGGGAGAUAGUUAUUACCAAGGGGGUGAAUUCUUCACCCAGCACCUUGUGUACCGGAGGCUGGCCAGGCACUUCCAAGUCUCCCUCGAGGAAUUCGACCCCUCGGCGUAUGGCCUUCCUCCUCUGCAGCCAGACAUGAGAAACCCCCUCCCCUCGGGCGAAGAUAGGCCUGUGAUGCAUGACUCCAUGAUGAUGGGGGGAUCCGGCGAUGGUGAUGCCGGGGACGCCAUCGGGGAGGAGGUCACCGCGAAGCCCGCCGAGGAGGCAACAG